UUUUGGAAGGGCUAUUGAGCAAAAGGGUUUUUUCACAGAGUAGGGCAUGGAAGAGGCGGGGAUGCAACUGUGCGCGGCGGCCAUAGUUGGCGACGUGGAGAAGGUGAAGGAACUGAUGGACGCCGGAGCUGACGUGUCCUACUUCGACGGCGACGGUCUUACGCCUCUUAUGCACGCCGCCAAGCUCGGACAUGCUCCGGUGGUCGCGGCUCUUCUCGAGGCCGGUGCGCCGUGGAACGCUCUCUCUCCGUCGAAUCUCUCCGCUGGAGACUUCGCCAUGGAUUCCAGCCACCAGGAAGCCUUCGAGAUCCUUCUCAAUGCUGGAAUUCAGGCUGAGUUGAUUCUAGGCACAAUAGCUCGAAAGGAAAACAAGAGUGAUCACUCUAAUGGUGAUUAUUUGGAAGAUAGGGUUAGUUUCAGUGAGGAUAAGCUAAUGGAUGCCGAGAGCAAGGGCGUAAUGAUGGCAUGGGAGAAGCCUUUGAUGGAAGCUCACGCAAAAGCCGUUUGCUCGGGAGGUGGUCACGUUUUAAACGUCGGGUUUGGGAUGGGACUCGUGGACACAGCCAUUCAACAGUAUAAACCAACCUCACAUACAAUAAUCGAGGCUCACCCCGAGGUCUACAAGCGUAUGCUUCAAACUGGUUGGGGCGAGAAGGAAAAUGUCAAGAUAAUAUUUGGACGGUGGCAAGAUGUUCUUCCUCAGCUCGAAUCUUACGAUGGCGUAUUCUUUGACACUUAUGGGGAAUAUUACGAAGACCUUAGGGAGUUUCAUCAACAUCUCCCCAAGUUACUGAAGCCGGGAGGGAUCUAUUCAUUCUUCAACGGUCUCUGUGGAAGUAACGCCUUCUUCCACGUUGUUUAUUGCCAUUUGGUGUCGUUAGAACUCGAGAAUCUCGGGUAUAGCACCCAAUUGAUUCCUCUACCGGUUAAGGAUUGCCUUGGAGAAGAAGUGUGGGAAGGUGUGAGACAAAAGUAUUGGCAGCUGGAUACUUACUACCUCCCUGUUUGCCAGUCCCUCCAUGACUCGUCCGAGUAAGUGUUCCCUUCUGAGUUCACCUGAGUUUAGUGUUUUGUCUUAAAGAGACCUGCUGUAUUCCUACAUGUUGGUUCCAUUCAACAAAAGAUCGAUUUGGAUCUAUA
Tarenaya hassleriana is the source of this 1140-nucleotide messenger RNA. Its product is annotated as protein arginine N-methyltransferase 2. Bases 47 to 1036 code for a protein of 329 amino acids. Gene Ontology annotation, cellular component: cytoplasm; nucleus. The record is from RefSeq and is a predicted model, not a curated record. The transcript is spliced from 3 exons. Lineage: Eukaryota; Viridiplantae; Streptophyta; Magnoliopsida; Brassicales; Cleomaceae. Gene Ontology annotation, molecular function: protein binding; protein-arginine N-methyltransferase activity.